CCCAGAAACUUCUAGAGAGAGAGAGAGAGAGAGGAGAACCUUAGAGAGAAAAAUCAAUUUUGAUCAAAAUCUGAGCCCCGAAUCCCGAAGCUCAUGAAGAGAAAAGUGUUGUACGUCGCAUUGCCUUCAAUUUGAGCUAAAAAUCAGCCAAGAAGAAGAAGAGGCUGGACGUGGUUGUUGCAUACUUAAGGUAAGAUUAAGGUCCAUUUUUCAUUGUUAACAAGUUUAUUUAGAGUUUUAACGGAUUAGAACGGAGAAAAUAGCGUUAUAAACUCGUUUGUUGUUUUGUUGAGAUUUAUGGAUUAAGGGGCUGUUUUAGUUGGAUUAAAUGGAUGGAAUUAGCUGAUUUAUGAUUAUAAUAAUUGUUGAUAUUGUUGUUGAUGUUUUUGAUAAGUUGUUGUUCUUGAAUUUGGGAGAAUAAAGUGUAUGAAAAUAUUGUAUACAAAGCGUAUACCGAGUUGUUUUAUAUGAUUUUCGUGGCUGUUUUGGUGACAAUAUUUUGGGGCUGGUUUAUAUGAUUUUCGUGGCUGUUUUGUGACAAUAUUUUGGGGCUGUUUUGUAUGAUUUUCGUGGUUGUUUCAUGACGAUAUUUUGGGGCUCUUUUAUACUAUUUUCAUGACUGUUGUGUGGCGAUAUUUUGGGGCUGUUUGGUAUGAUAUUUGUGGCUGUUUUGCGAUGAUAUUUUGGGGAAUGUUUGGUGGUCGUUAUGAACUGUUUUGUGGGCUAGAAUAUCGGGGGAUUGGCUGUAGUUGUUGUUGCUGUUAUAUUAUGGAUAUACGGAAAUAAAGAAGUGUAUACAAGUAUUGGCAUCCGAAUGUAUAUUGGGCUGUUUUGGGAGUAAUUUAAGAAUGGAUUUAAUUCUAGUUUGAUAUGAAAUUGUUGGUAUUGUUAUUGUUGGUAUUUUGAUUGAUGUUUGGCUAAGUUGGAAUUUUGAGAAUUGUUAAGUUUGCAGGGGAAAUGUUGCCCGAAUUUUGUUAAGUUUCAUUCGUACUUGGAUUGGUUAGUAAGUGAUGUGGAUAAUCUAACUGUGGCCUAUGUUAUCUUAAUUUUAGACCUGCGAGCUCGAGAAGUAGACGUUGGACAUUAGAUAGAGUUCAAGGUAUGUGAGGCUAGUCCUUUCUUUCUAUGGCAUGAAUCUUAUAGCAUGACUUUUCCUUCCUCUUCAUGAAUUUCCUACAUUCCGGAAAAUUAAUAGUCAUGUUCAUGGAUAACCACAUGAGACACAGUAUGAGUUCAAUAGUGAUGAUGAAGAGUUUAAUAUAACGAUUCUAGAAUUUAUGAUAUGAUGUCCCUAUGACGUUAAUGGUGUCAUUUAUUGUAACCACUCACCUUAUAUACUAUUUCCUUCAAGGUGAGGCAGAAUACCUAAAAAUGUUCCAUAAUGGAUUCGGGGGUUCGCGACCUCAGGUCACCCCGAUAAAGUAUAGCUAUCCUUGAGUUAUUAUACAUGCGGUAUGAUGAGUAUAUGUUCAUGACAUUACACCGUACCUAUAUGGUCAGGCAGAUAUACACACCACUAUAGUGGGCAGCUUAUACCCCGGACGCGGGAGGCCUGGACGCAGGCUAUGAUUAUCACACCGCUCCUACAUGGACGGGCAGCUUAUACAUUAUCACACCGUACCUAUAUGGACGGGCAGCUUAUAUAUGUAUACAUAUAUGACAUGAUAAUGAUUAUGAGUAAACGAGGAGGUGAGCUUGAUCCAGAUUCUUAGUAGCUGUCAGCUGAUUGAGAGCACUCCAUUGUUCAGAGGUGCUUAUAUUUAUUCUUUUGGUUCAUAUAUGUAUUUCGCGCACGACAGAGUCUUGUUCUGUCUAUAUGUAUAAUAUGUCAGUAGAGGCUCGUAGAUGCGCAGUGUGGGUUAGAUGGUCUUACAAGAUUACUAUGUUACUAUGUUAUAUUUAUAUAUGUUAUUUUGAUAGCCUAAGGGGCACAUGUAUAUAAAAUCAUUUGUGUUUUCAAAUGAAAAAUGGUUGUCUUAUGAUUAUGAGAUUAUGAAUGAUAAAGAAAUGUAAAAUGGUUAUGACGAGUGAGGAAACGAGCGGUGCUCGGUGGUUAGCCCCGGGUACCCGUCACGGCCCUAGUCGGGUCGUGACAAAGAGGUAUCAGAGCAGUUCAGUCCUAGGAAGUGUCUACGAGCCGUGUCUAGUAGAGUCUUGUUUAUGGUGUGUUGCGCGCCACGCUAAUAAACAAGAAGCUACAAGGAAUUUAGGAAAAAUGACCAGUUUUCAUCUUAAGAGAUCGUGCGAUAGAGCCAAGUUAAGGAUGCAACUAUCUAAUCUUUUUUGUUUAAUUUUCAGCAAUGCCUUUGAGAAAGAAAAAGAAAGUCAGCGCAAUACUAGGCGCUGCGGGAGAAGGCACCAAUCGAGAGCCCCCGCUUGAGCUAGGACAUAGUGAGUCUCAGAGUGCCACUCCCUCGCAUGCUACCUCUAUUCCUCCAGUAGCAGAAGAGCAUGAAGAGGUCUCCACUCCAGCUCCAGUGCAUCCAGUCCCUCCACCGGUUGCUUCGGGUCAACAAGUGACCGAGGCCAUCCAUUUACUGACACAGUUGGUUGCCGCCCAGGCACAGCGGCAGAAUGUGAGUUCAAGUGAUCGGUCAGCUAGUACCAGAGCUCGUGAUUUCAUGAGUCUAAAUCCUCCGGAGUUUUUUCGGUCAAAGCCGGAUGAAGACCCGCAAGGUUUUAUUGAUGAGAUGCUGAGAACAUUGAGGGUUGUCCAUGCCUCCGAGACUGAGUCAGUGGAGUUGGCAUCGUAUAGACUCCGAGAUGUGGCGGUAUUAUGGUAUAAUAAUUGGAUAGCGUCGAGAAGAGAGAAUGCGCCUCCUCCCGUUUGGCAAGAGUUUGUGGAUGCUUUUAUCCGCCAUUAUUUGCGACCCGAGGUCCGUCGAGCUAGAGCGGACAGGUUCUUAAAUUUGAAGCAAGGAAGUAUGAGUGCUCGGGAGUAUAGUAUGAAAUUUAAUUCUUUGGCCAGGUACGCCCCGACUAUGGUGGCCGACAUGGGGGAUCGGGUGCAUAGGUUUGUGAGUGGUUUGGGACCACAUUUAUUCAGAGAUUGCUUCACAGCCUCAUUGCAAGACGGGAUGGACAUUUCCCGUAUACAGGCCCAUGCUCAGAAUCUUGAGGGAUAA
Molecule: messenger RNA, 3125 nt
Organism: Lycium ferocissimum
Lineage: Eukaryota; Viridiplantae; Streptophyta; Magnoliopsida; Solanales; Solanaceae
Exons: 2
Coding region: 2301-3125 (274 amino acids)
Source: RefSeq, a predicted model, not a curated record